Molecule: messenger RNA, 1131 nt
Organism: Drosophila kikkawai
Lineage: Eukaryota; Metazoa; Arthropoda; Insecta; Diptera; Drosophilidae
Product: serine/threonine-protein kinase pakD
Source: RefSeq, a predicted model, not a curated record
UAAAGCGGGCCUUGAUUUUAGUAUUAGUUUGCUUCUAAACCUUUCAAUAGCUUUCCGUUUCAUUUGCAUUCCACAUUGAAAAUUUCAACCGUUAACAUCAGAGACAAAAUUUUCUCGUUGAAAAAAAAAAAGUACAAAAAUAAAGACACGAAAUAAAAUUCUAAAUUAUACAAGCUUUAUAUAUUUUGAGGAAUAAGAAUACACUUACAUAAUUUGUAGCGAAAUCAUGCAACGUUCGUCACCCUUUCUAGUCGGAAAAAUGGUACGCGGCCAGCUCCUCGGCCUGGCCAGCAACUGGCGGGAUAUCCGACGCUGUUUGGCCUCCAAUCCUUGGAGCAGUAGCCAAAGCGGGGGACGCGGAUCUCGGGGUGGUUCGAGUGGUGAUCGAUCAGAGGGUGCAUUAUCGGCGGGAUCAGGCUCUGAUCGAUCUGAUCAAUCAGAAACCACCAAGGGGACACUAGCCCGCGCCAGUGCCACAUCCAUGGUGAUGCGCGAUUCAAGCUACUAUACACGUGGCGUUAACCAGGGUUCCUUGGAGCGUCGCAUCAAUCGUGAGGAUUACAUGUGGCACAAUCGUAAUCACGCAGAUACCAAGUGGCUCAAUCCCCACGAUCCGCUUGCCUAUCGGCCCAACUUUAGCCAGACGGAGCCCACCAUUAUGAAGAAGCAGUUUAUGCGUAGCCCGGACCAGGUAACACGCGAAGUCCUCGGCCGAGACUGGGAUGAGGCCGUGAAAACCUAUCGACGUUCGUCCAAGAGCAACGAUACAAACGAUAAGAUUGACUGGGAGGAGCAGCAGCAGCAGCCGCAGCAGCAGCAAAACACAUUGAAGCUGCAGCAUCCCUCGCAGCAACAGCAACAAAAGCAGCAUCAAUAUUAUCAACACUGGAACGCAAAGCCAACGCAGGAUCAGUCGUAAUAGCGCUCACAUGUUCACACACUCGGAAAGGACUAGUUUUUGCUCGUUUCAUAACGAUUCCGUCGAUUCCCGUAUGGGGAAAGGGUUAUGGAUUUGGAUACAGAGCCAAAUCGGAGGUGAUCCAGUAACUGCACUCAUUUCGUUCACAUAUUCUGAAAAGCAAAUUCAUGUCAACACAAAACCAAUUAAAUUCUAAAGUCUUGAGCAAGUAA